UUGCAUAACGACGUCCCACUCUAAGCCUCAGGAUGACAUAAAGGUCUGAAGACUCAGGCUUGGCUGUGGGGCUCAGGAAGCAGAGUGUGGGGGCGUCUCCACCAUGGACUGGGCUGCACUUCUCCUCACUGUCCUGGCUCACUGCACAGGGUCUUGGGCCCAGUUUGUGCUGACUCAGCCUGGCUCUGUGUCUGGGUCUCCAGGACAGACAGCCACCAUCUCCUGCACCCGCAGCAGCGGCAACAUUGGGAGCAACUAUGUGUACUGGUACCAACAGCGCCCAGGCAGGGGCCCCACCACUGUGAUCUAUGAAUAUAAGAACAGACCCUCUGGGGUUCCGGAUCGGUUCUCUGGCUCCACAGACAGCUCCUCCAACACUGCCUCCCUGACCAUCUCAGGGCUGCAGCCUGAGGAUGAGGCUGACUACUACUGUCAGUCUUACUAUGGUAGUGGUGGUACCUAUACUCACACAGUGCUGCAGACUCAGGGGGAAGUGAGACCAAAACCCCCAGAGCUUCCCCUUCUGGGUCUGCACUCAGCCUGUCCCCACCAAGCAGCCAGACUCACCUGCACCCUCAGCAGUGGCUUCAGUGUUGGCAGCUACUACAUAAACUGGUUCCAGCAGAAUCCAGGGCGCCCUCCCCGGUAUCUCCUGGGGUAUAAAUCAGACUCACACAAGCACCAGGGCUCUGGAGUCCCCAGCCGCUUCUCUGGAUCCAAGGACACCUUGGCCAAUGCAGGGCUCCUGACCAUCUCUGGGCUGCAGCCUGAGGAUGAGGCCGACUAUUACUGUCUUACAUUUCAUGGCAGUGGGAGCAGCUACAGUGACUCACAGUGGCUCAGAUGA
This is a messenger RNA of Phyllostomus discolor (pale spear-nosed bat), 847 nucleotides long. RefSeq names its product immunoglobulin lambda-1 light chain-like. The transcript has 3 exons. Lineage: Eukaryota; Metazoa; Chordata; Mammalia; Chiroptera; Phyllostomidae. Gene Ontology annotation, biological process: immunoglobulin production; immune response. Bases 104 to 847 code for a protein of 247 amino acids. The record is from RefSeq and is a predicted model, not a curated record.